Miscanthus lutarioriparius is the source of this 2574-nucleotide messenger RNA. Lineage: Eukaryota; Viridiplantae; Streptophyta; Magnoliopsida; Poales; Poaceae. The record is from the annotation of a GenBank genome assembly.
AUGCCCGCGCCCCCGGACCCGUCGGAUCCCGCCGCCGCCGAGCCGCCGCCCGCCGCCGCCGCUGCCGAUGAGGAGGAGGACGACCGCGUCUUCCUCGUGCCCCUCAGGUGGUGGAAGGAGGCGCAGGAGGGAUCGGCGAUUGACGCGCCCGCGCUGCCCUACGCGGCCGCGCCGGCUGGACCUACAUCCUACGGCAUGAGGGUGCUUAGUAUGUUCCUCUCGGACCAGACGUAUACGCUCCACCGCGCGGACGAGCUCCUCGAGCAGACCACCGCCUCCGCCAGGAGCUACGCGCUCCUCCCGGCCGACCUCUUCGCCAAGGCGCGGGACUGGUAUAUUGAUUCUGCCAAGUCUGCAGGCAAAAACAUGUCACCUGCUGGAGACUCCGUAAAUAUUUACCCCAUAAUGCUAAGAGUUUCAGCCACCAGAGGUACAUAUACACUAACAGUGAAGAUUGGCAAAAAGGACAACUCAACUGAGAACUUUAAGAGAGCAAAUAAGAUUCUGACUGCAGACUCUGAGACGGUUCACAUAUGGGAUUUCUCUGGGCGAACAACAUACAUAGUUAUGACUGAAUUGAACCGGUCGCCCCAUGACUCAAAAUCUGCAGAUCAGGAGAUGCCUCUACAAAUACACAUUUAUGAUUUGUCAGAACCUACGGUUAAUGGUUCUGAUGGGAAAAGAGACGAGUUAGCAUUAACAUUGGGUGGCUCAAGUUUUAGCAAUGGUGGUACUAUGAACAUGGAUCUGGAUUCAUCAAGUGGAAGCUCUAAGCAAGUUGGCUCUGGUCUAACAGGACUAGACAAUCUGGGAAACACAUGUUUCAUGAACAGUGCAGUCCAGUGCUUGGCUCAUACUUCAAAGCUGGUUGACUAUUUCCUUGGUGAUUUCCAUAAAGAAAUAAACCCACAUAACCCACUGGGGAUGAAGGGGGAACUCGCAUGCGCAUUUGGUGAUUUAUUGAGGAAGCUAUGGGCUAUUGAUAGAAGCCCCGUUGCACCUCGCCAAUUCAAAGCUAGACUUGGACGCUUUGCUCCCCAAUUCAGUGGCUUUAACCAACAUGAUUCACAGGAGCUUCUUGCUUUCCUAUUGGAUGGACUCCAUGAAGAUUUGAACCGUGUUAAAUGUAAACCAUAUUCUGAAUCCAAGGAUUCAGAUGGCAAAUCGGAUGAGGAGGGUCAGUACAAGUCAACAUUAGUUUGCCCCAUCUGCAAGAAAGUGUCUGUAACAUUUGACCCGUUUAUGUAUUUGUCUUUGCCCCUGCCUACAACAACAAUGAGAACAAUGACCAUAACAGUCUUCAGCACUGAUGGGACCAGUGGGCCAUCAUCUUACACUAUUAGUGUACCGAAAUCUGGAGAUACAAGGACCCUUAUUAAUAUGUUAAGCAAUGCUUGUUCGUUGAGAGAUGAUGAGCGCCUCCUAGUUGCUGAGGUCUACAACAAUUCCCUUAUUCGGUACUUGGACGAACCUUCUGAAGUCAUCUCCUUGAUCAGAGAUGGAGAUCGUUUGGUUGCAUAUCGGCUUCCUAAAGACAAUGAAGAUGCUCCUAUUGUGGUGUUCAGAAACCAGCGUAUGGAGUCGCCCCUUGCCAAUUUUGGGCGGAAGUCAUGGAAGACUUUUGGCACUCCACUUGUGUCAAGCCUUCCCGAUACCGUAACUGGAAGUACUAUUUGCAAUCUUUUCCUAAAGGUUAUGACUCCGUUCAGAGUAUCAAGAGAUGAUGUUGCCGAUGCUGAUAAAACAAUUGGCGAAAGCAGUCUGGUUGAUGAAACUGCAGAUAGCAAUAUGAGCUCUGAUGCCUCAGAGCCCACCACUAUAAACAACAAUUCUGUCGAGGAUGAAACAGGGACUGAAGAUGUGAUGCAAUUUUUCCUGACUAAUGAGAGGUUCCCAGACCAACGCAUGAAGAUAGAAAUGGAUCUAUCCAUUACGGUGAAAGAUCCGCAUAUGCGUCUGCAUGUGGCUGUGUGUUGGGAGGACAAUGGACUGGAUCAAUAUGAUCUUAGUUCUUUGGAUUCUCUUCCAGAAGUUUACAAAGCGGUGCUAUUUUCUAGGAGGCCACAGGACACAUGUUCUCUAUAUGCAUGUCUGGAAGCUUUUAUUAAGGAAGAACCAUUAGGCCCAGAAGACAUGUGGUACUGCCCAGGUUGUAAAGAGCAUCAACAAGCUAGUAAGAAGUUAGACCUUUGGAGAUUACCUGAAAUCCUUAUAAUACACCUGAAAAGAUUUUCGUACAGUCGGUACACCAAAAACAAGUUGGAGACCUUUGUGGACUUCCCAAUUCAUGAUCUUGACCUGUCAAAGUACAUCGGUCACAGAUGCCAAGAUGUUCCUCACAAUUAUCGACUGUAUGCUAUUAGCAACCACUAUGGAAGCUUGGGAGGUGGUCACUAUACAGCUUAUGUUUAUCAUGAAGGGAAAAAAGGGUGGUAUGAUUUCGAUGACCGUCAUGUGGGUCCUAUAACCGAGGACAGUAUAAAGACAUCGGCGGCUUAUGUUCUUUUUUACCGGCGGAAACAGGAGGAUAGCUUAGAUACAGGUACAGACAUAGAUUCUGAUAUUCCAACUUGA